GUAAAAGUGUUAUACCGCCGUAUAACAUUGAAUAUUCUGAGCAAACAAAACAAAGAAUAGAAACGAACAAAAAACAGUCAGUAACGGAGCUUGAAAAAGAGCAUUUUAGCUCCACAAAUUAAUUAAAUUUAGUGCCAAAAUAAGCCAGUUUAAAGUAUUCUUAAUAAUAUUUCAUUAGACUUAAGGCUCAUUUAUAAAUUGUGAUCGAUUUAAUUAAUCAAAGCAUCAAAUUUUGCUUGCAAAAUGCCUCUUGAAUGCUGUAUUUGUACGGAUGUGCUUGUUAAAGGAGAAACAACAAUAUCAAGUACUCCUUGUGGACAUGUCUAUCAUACACAAUGUAUCUUCGAAUGGAUAAACAAAUGUGAGAAUGGAGCAAAUUGUCCCGUUUGUAGACAAGCUUUUCCGUCAUCUGAAGUCGUUCCUUUAUGUGCAGUUUCUGAUGAGGAUAUAACAGCUAUCGCAAAAGCCAUUUCUGAACGAGUUACAAUAGAAGAGAAUAAUCAAAGUCCAAGACCAGUAAUUCAGACAAAUCAACAGCCAAUUCAUGCAAUUAGACCUACUGAGCCUAUAGAGCCACUCAGUAAUUAUUACAAUUACGACACGGAAAGCAGCAGCAGUGAUGAUUAUUACGAGGAAGAGUCACCCAGUGACCGAGAAAGCGAACACAGUGGAUUUAUUAUUGAAACAGAGCCAGCUAAUUUCGAAUGCGACAAUUUUGAAGAUCCUGAUGAUUCGGAUCAAGGCGAAUUAAUUGAUGACUUUUAUGAUUUUGAUCAGGAUGAAGGAGAAUUAACUGAUGAUAUUUUUGACGAAAAUAUUAAUGAUGGUGCUAUUAGUGAAGCAGAAAGUUUAAAUUCCGAUGUUGGUGGUAAUUUAUUUGAUGAUUAUCAAGACAACGACGUUUUUGAUGAUGAUCGAAUUGAAAUUGAUAAUGUUAUUAACGAGGAAAAUGUAUUUGAUGAUGAUUGGAAUGAUGUUUCCAAUGAUUGUUUUGAUUUUGAUGAUGAUUCUAAUGAUGUGUCCUAUGGUUUUUCCGAUGAUUGUAUUGAUUUUGAUGACGAAAAUCGUGAUUUUGAUGAUUGCAUUGAAGAAUGGGGUGAUUGAAGUGUUUUAAUUUGAUACGAACAUUCAUGUUCGACAGACUUAUCGAAAGUAUAGGGAUGUUAUUAUAUGUACGUUCGAAAAAUUAAAAUUUGAAAAAAACUAUGCAGUUUUUAGUCAUUUUACUAGAGUUUUUGAUAGUUUUAAAAAUAGAUUUAGCUUUAUUUUGAUUAUUAUCAAAUGAUUACAUAAUAUUUUAAUCUAAAUUUUAUAUAAAAGUUGUUUAAUUUAAGUUUAUAUUUUUUCGCGAUUUUCC
Molecule: messenger RNA, 1357 nt
Organism: Chironomus riparius
Lineage: Eukaryota; Metazoa; Arthropoda; Insecta; Diptera; Chironomidae
Source: the annotation of a GenBank genome assembly